AUGACAUUCAUCGGCUUUGUCAAGUUCAAAUUGAGUUCAAGAAAAGGGCGCCGCUCAGGGAAAACCAGCACAGCAUCCCCAAGAUCAUCCAGCAGGCGUACCUUUAUCAGCAGAUCAAGCGGCACGAAAUCAAGCAGCUCCCGCACCUCUUCCGCCAUCAGUCUCCUAAAAACCUCUUAUGAACUUCUGGAUAUACACGGGAAAUACAAACCAAUCAAGCAACCAAAACAGCCAAAGAAAUCAAAACCACCAAGCAAAGCCAGCUCUAUUUCUCUCUCUCUUCCAAGGCUCAAGCUCGUCAAGCACCGUGGCUCCUAUAACCUAUUCCCACGCAAGAAGUCUAGCAAUAAUCGCAGAACACAAAAGUCCACACAGCCAGAGCCCUUGAAAUUCAACCAAGACAAUUCAAAAGACACCCCAGAAACUACUACGGGGCAAGGGCCCGAGCGAGACACUACUCCAACCAUCCGUUGGCCGUUCCUCAACACAACAGCGGACGAAGACGACGACAACGACAAUGAAACCGAAGGCUCAGAGUCGCCCACUUCCUUCCCAACCUCGCUCUACUCCCACACCUCCGGCAACGUCGUCACCCGCGGCGCCGUAGCGCGCGGCCGCCCGACCCUCGUGCACGCAGCCGCCCUGGGCGGGGAGUGCGCCACACUGGUAGACGAGGACGACCCGGAGUCGUUGGAGAUCCUGGAGGCCAACCACCGAGCUGCUCAGCAGCGGACGCACAAAGUACCAGAUGCCGAGGCCCCGGAGCCACCCAAACAACUUUCCCGAGCCGAGAUGGAGGCGGCGCGACGGGACGCCGCCGUGCACGAGUGGAGAUGGCGGCUGUGGUGGUGA
Molecule: messenger RNA, 852 nt
Organism: Neoarthrinium moseri
Lineage: Eukaryota; Fungi; Ascomycota; Sordariomycetes; Amphisphaeriales; Apiosporaceae
Exons: 1
Coding region: 1-852 (283 amino acids)
Source: RefSeq, a predicted model, not a curated record